This is a messenger RNA of Aspergillus versicolor CBS 583.65, 2064 nucleotides long. RefSeq names its product Zn(II)2Cys6 transcription factor. Gene Ontology annotation, molecular function: zinc ion binding; DNA-binding transcription factor activity, RNA polymerase II-specific; transcription cis-regulatory region binding. The coding region runs from base 1 to 2064 and encodes 687 amino acids. The transcript is spliced from 3 exons. The record is from RefSeq and is a predicted model, not a curated record. Gene Ontology annotation, cellular component: nucleus. Gene Ontology annotation, biological process: positive regulation of transcription by RNA polymerase II. NCBI's taxonomy places the organism in Eukaryota, Fungi, Ascomycota, Eurotiomycetes, Eurotiales, Aspergillaceae.
AUGCCCACCCACUCUCCUCGCUCUGCCAAUCGGCCUCGCAGGCAUAACAAAACAUUCACAGGCUGCUGGACCUGUCGCGCACGCAAGGUGAAAUGCGACGAGGGACGACCAGUCUGUCGCCAAUGCCGCCGGAGAGACAUUCCCUGCGGUGGAUAUGGGAUCCGACUGCAGUGGAUGGCACCCGGGACUGGGCUGGAGGACGAUAGCCAGGGAGUUGGUAAGCAGCCGGUUCUAACUGGAUCGUGUAGACGGCGGCUCAUGUCCGGUGACAAUGAGGACGCACCUCCAUCGUGUCAGGUUGAUGAGGCCCUGGCUGCUAUCGAUGCGAUAAAGCCAGGGCAGGUUGAUUAUCAAGGAGACGGGGAGGUGUCUUCUACAUUUGUAGGAGGUUUUGGUGUAUUCGACUUGUCGAAUUCCGAUCGCGAUGCAGCUCCUACAAGGACUCCUCCAGAAACAGCCUGCGCGUCUAUCCCACCAUCUCCAGAUCAAGAAGACUCCGCUACGGUCGCUGAAGAGAUUGCCGAUGCAAUACCGACAAUCACAGCUCCUAUUCCGGAGGAAGAGAUCUAUCCCAUCGAGAGACCGUACAUGAACCCUUUUAACUCGCUCCAGCUCGCCACUGAAGACGAACCUCUUGCACUUGACCCUUUCAGCGAGUUCGAUAUAUUUGGUUUUCAAGGCAUAGACAGCUCACACCCUGCCCGAGAUACCUGGGAAAUCAGUUUCAGUCCUGUCAUUCCACGGUCUCUGUCUCCGGAACAUCUGUCCAGCAAUGAACGCCUCUUGAUGCACUACUACGGCACCACGGUCGUUCACCUGUUCCCAGUCCUUGAUAGUCCCAAAAGCCCUUGGAAGACCGUUCAUCUACCCCGCAUGUUGCAAAGCGCUGGCGAGAUGGUUGUUGACGGCUCGACUUCCCAAAUCCGAGCUGCUCUGAGGACUACAUUGCUAUCAGUCAGCGCGUUCUAUUUAUCCAAGCACAACAGGCUCCAGUCCAGGAGCGAUGAAGCGACAAAAUGGAGGAGAGAGGCUAUGCACUUUCACGGCACGGCCAUGACUCUGCUUAAGGAUUCUGUUAAGACCAGGUCUACAUCUACUGUCAGGCCAAAAUAUAAGGAGUUCCUGGCGACUAUGCUUUCUAUGAUCUCCAUCAAUGUCAUAUCGGGUGAUAUCGCCAGCUGCGGUCUUCACCUAGACGCUGCCUGCAGGCUGAUUACUGAGACCGCAAAGUGGAAGACGCAGUACUCAAACAAGGCCAAAGCUCUUCAUCGCAUCUACUUCUAUUUACGCACUAUCUACGAGAGUACAGCGAUUCGCGCUCCUCCUAUAAAAGCUUCCGAGACGGACGCCACAUCUCCAUCAUGUUAUGGAUUUGAUGCCGUUCUCGAGGGCUCACUGUUGGUGACCUCGCCAUUUGCAGGCCCCGACGACACGAAACAGGCCGGUGCCUAUGAAAGCAUAUAUGCCAUUCCGAAGAGCCUACUAGUAUUCCUUGGUAAAGCCACCGACCUUAUUAACGCCGUCUACGAGGUACGAGAGAUCUCUCAAAACAAGAACAUUCCGUCGCCGCUGGCCGAAAGAUGCGACGAGUUGGAAACGAACAUCAUGGACUGGCAAACCGACACCGCACAUACAGAUGUCACAUCAAGACUCGCAGCAAACACAGGCAUUAUUCACGAUAUGACGCGGGCCUUCCACAAGGCCAUCGUAAUAUACUUUGCACAACACAUAAGACUCUUAGACCAUCGAUAUCUGAAGCCAUUCGUCGAGGAGGUGCUCGAGGGCAUUGAAGCCGUUGAACGGAUAAAAGCCGAGUGGCAAGUCCAAGCAUCCCCUCUGUACUGGCCAGCAUUUAUUGCAGCCAGCGAGACCUUCGACCCUCGCCUCCAAGACCGAUUUAGAGCCUGGUAUGCGCAGGUGGAGCCGCAUGCUAUUGGGUCUAUGAGCCCCGGCAUCGGUGUCCUCGAGCAGGUUUGGGCAGAAGGGCCGGGCGAUGGAGACCGGAAAACGAGUCUGUGGAGGCAAAUCGCGGCGAGAAAUAACACGGCUCUGAUGUUAACGUAG